UCUCACCGUGUCUCAGCAGGAUCCAAGAAGCAGACUAUUUGGUGAAGGUCUUUCUCCCAUCAAAGAAAGAAUUCCAAGACAGGACAAGAUAAGGAAUUUGAAAACUCAUACACUUGAGGGAUACUAGUUUUAUUGAAUUGUACUUGGAAAGUAUUUUUUAAGAAUGUUGUCAGAAGGGUAUCUUAGUGGACUUGCCUACUGGAAUGACAUCCAUUGGAACUGUGCAUCUUAUCAUGAACCGGUGGCUGAGGAACAGGGGGAGGAGACAAGUUCUGUUGCUGCUCUUUCGUAUUCCUCUGUGGAUGAAACACAAGUCCAAAGUCUUUACGUGAGCUGCAAAUCCUCUGGCAAGUUCAUUUCAUCAGUGCAUACGAGAGGGAGUCACCACAGCAGAAGCCAGAGAAGAACAGUGCUGCAGGCAAACCCCAAUCCUGUGUUUGAAAGUCCAACCUUGGCUACAGUUGACAUUUGCAGAGAUGUGAUCAGGGAGACCUAUUUGGUUCCACCUUCUUGCAAAAGUAUUUGCACAAAUUACAAUGACCUACAUAUUGCAGGGGGACAGGUGAUGGCCAUUAACUCAGUAAUGGCAGAUUUUCCCUCAGAGAGCAGCUUUCAAGAUGGUCCUUUGCUGAGGUCAUCUGAGAUUUCUUUGUCCAUGGAGGACUCCAUUUCCACUCAGCCCACUGAAUUUCCCUUCAAACCUAUCCAGAAGUGCUCGUCCUACUGGAGAAUAACCAGCAUCAAAGAGAAAAGCAGCCUGCAAAUGCAGAAGCCUAUUUCAAAUGCGGUGCUCAAUGAGUACCUGGAGCAGAAGGUUGUGGAGUUAUAUAAGCAAUACAUUAUGGACACUGUGUUUCAUGACAGUUCUCCUACCCAGAUUCUGGCAUCAGAACUCAUCAUGACAAAUGUGGACCAAAUUAGUCUUCAAGUAUCUAGAGAGAAGAACCUGGACACCUCAAAAGUCAAGGACAUAGUUAUUAGCCACCUAUUGCAGUUGGUAUCAUCUGAGAUCAGCACCCCUAGUCUCCAUAUUUCCCAGUAUAGUAAUAUAACUCCAUAGAGAAGAUUCCUGUCAAUUCCUUUCACUCCUACCAAUCCCAAAGUAAUACUGCAUUCAUUUAUUCAGAGAAUGUGAUGGAGGGAAUUAUGGAGGGGAAUUAAAGACUAGUAAAGGGAAGUUUGGAAAUCACAUACUACUAUACAUACUGAAGGAAUACAGGAAGAGGAACCAUGAAGAACAGUUUCAAGGGCAGGCUUAUACAGAAACAGAGCAAAAAUCAAAAUGGUUACAGAGAGAAGGAAGGUAUUACAAUUCAGUUAUAGGAGUGCUGAAAUUGGAAGAGAAGCCAAAUAGUAUGGCCAAACGAAAAAGCUAACAGG
This is a messenger RNA of Onychomys torridus (southern grasshopper mouse), 1380 nucleotides long. RefSeq names its product TLR adaptor interacting with endolysosomal SLC15A4 (gene Tasl). The record is from RefSeq and is a predicted model, not a curated record. NCBI's taxonomy places the organism in Eukaryota, Metazoa, Chordata, Mammalia, Rodentia, Cricetidae. Gene Ontology annotation, biological process: regulation of toll-like receptor signaling pathway. The transcript is spliced from 4 exons. The coding region runs from base 164 to 1060 and encodes 298 amino acids.